CUCCGACUCGAAGCAGCGGCAGCAACAGCUCUCGAGAACACCGCCUCCCGCACCGAAUCCGACGCAAUUCCUUUUGAAAAGAGCACCGAAAAGCCAUGCUGCUGCUUCAAUACCACAACCUGCUGAUCCAGUCGAUCCUGCAGGAGCGCUUCGCGCCGGAUGCGCAGCCGACGCUCAUCGACCAGGUCAUCUCUGAUUUCGAUAACGUCACCUACCACGUCUCGACGCCAGAGUCAAAAACAAAGAUCCUGAUAUCGUUGUCGGUUAAGUGCUACAAGGACUUGGAGAAGUACGGGGUCACGGCGUUGCUGCAGCGAGAGUAUGAGGAGUACGCUGUUGCGCCCGAGGCGGGGUAUGAUUUCUCGAUCCAGGUCGACCUCGAGAAUCUGCCUGCUACCGCUGAGGAAAAAGAGACGCUCAUCCUCAAAAUCGCCCUACUAAAGCGCAACGCCAUGGCCGCUCCAUUCGAGAAAGCCUUUGCCGAAUUCGACAGACUAGCCGCGGAAGCGGCCAAAAACUCGCUCGAUCUCUCUGUGCCCGAGGACAGCGGCUCGGAAGUGAUGGCGAUCCACUACCGCGAGGAGGAGUCGAUCUACAUCCGCGCCUCGCACGACCGAGUAACGGUCAUCUUCUCGGUCCUGUUCAGAGAGGACACCGACCGCGUGUUUGGAAAGGUGUUUUUGCAGGAGUUUGUGGAUGCCCGACGACGCUCGAUCCAGAACGCGCCGCAGGUGUUGUAUUCAAACAAGGAGCCUCCUCUCGAGAUCCGCAACGUCCCCGGCGUCAGCGUCAAGGACGAUAUCAGCUACGUCACUUUUGUUCUCUUCCCCCGACAUAUCGCCCGCGACCGACGAGAAAACUGCAUCAGCCACAUCCAGAUCUUCAGAGACUACUUCCACUACCACAUCAAAUGCUCAAAGGCAUACAUGCACUCACGAAUGCGUUUCCGAGUCGCUGAGUUCCUCAAGGUCCUCAAUCGCGCCAAGCCGGAGGUCGAGGAAGAAAAGAAGACUUCUUCUGGUCGUCGGUACGGUACCCGUUAGAGAGAUUCGACGGAGAGAGGCUCUAUAUAGGCGUGAGGAGUUGCGUCUACGUUUAAAGAGAGGAGGAAGGAACGAUAGAGCGAGAAUGACGGAGUUCUGUUUGGUUGUCUUGUUAUAGUUACCAAUGCGUGACUGAGAUUGUGUUGUACUGUAGUUUUAUAAAAUAGCUGUCGCAUAUAAAAUAGCUAUCGCACGCUCUAGAGUAGAUGUUUAUUGUCCUAUUACCAAAUCUCUAGAUAACCCGAAGGAGAAAUCAGACGACAACGUCAUCCUCA
This is a messenger RNA of Myxozyma melibiosi, 1318 nucleotides long. Its product is annotated as Arp2/3 complex, 34 kd subunit p34-Arc-domain-containing protein. The record is from RefSeq and is a predicted model, not a curated record. Gene Ontology annotation, biological process: Arp2/3 complex-mediated actin nucleation; actin filament polymerization. The transcript has 3 exons. The coding region runs from base 96 to 1043 and encodes 315 amino acids. Gene Ontology annotation, molecular function: structural constituent of cytoskeleton; actin filament binding. NCBI's taxonomy places the organism in Eukaryota, Fungi, Ascomycota, Lipomycetes, Lipomycetales, Lipomycetaceae. Gene Ontology annotation, cellular component: Arp2/3 protein complex; actin cytoskeleton.